Messenger RNA from Cornus florida, 2819 nucleotides. RefSeq names its product telomere repeat-binding protein 2. NCBI's taxonomy places the organism in Eukaryota, Viridiplantae, Streptophyta, Magnoliopsida, Cornales, Cornaceae. The transcript is spliced from 11 exons. Bases 202 to 2298 code for a protein of 698 amino acids. The record is from RefSeq and is a predicted model, not a curated record. Gene Ontology annotation, molecular function: protein binding.
AAGCAGAUUCACUGGAAUUUCAUUUUCUCGGGAAUCAAGUGAACCAGAUGGAAGUUUCGGGCCUUUUAUUCUUGGGUUUCCUUCCAAGUGUAGGUGAUUCACAAGUGUUAUUUCAUGUUGGAUUAUUUUAGACUGUAAAAUAUAUCCAAAACUACUGGUAUUUUACGAUCGAUGAGAACUUCUUGGUAUGAUCUCUGAGAUAUGGUGUUUCAGAAGAGGUUAGACUAUGGAUUUAAUGGCUAUCAGGUGCCUCCCAUGCCUCGAGCUGCCAGAUCAGCUAGGAGGAGGGGAUCAUUUAGGAAGAAAGCUGAUUGCAAUCAAAUAUGUCCAUUUGACAUAUUGGCUACUGUAGCUGGCCAGCUAUUGCUGGAAGAAGAAAGUUAUAAUAAUACACUUGGAAAAGAACAUGGUCCAAUAGUGAAAGAUCAUGUGAAGAAAAAACAACAGGAUGAAAAUAACCCUUUGAAAGUAGAAUCUUGUGAUCGAGGAAGCAAUCAGAGGAGUUCUAUAGUUUCUGGACUUGUCUCAGAAGCUCCUGCUGUAAAUCGUAGUUUGAAGGAAUUUACAACUGCUCAGGUCGAUACCUGUUUGGGACCUUCAUCUAUAAUUGCUUCUGAUUAUUUAAACAAGGUUGCUUCUGCUGAAAAGUUGGUUAAUGGAAAAAGCAAGGUUGAACUCGGAAUCUUUGGUACCAAAGUGGAGGUAGGUUCCUCUCAGUGCAGGGAGUCCUGCUAUUGUACAGUAGAGGAUGUUGACAAGGAAUUGAUAAAAAUUGAACUACCAGAUACUGGAGAAGUGUCAAUUAGCACCAGGGCUGAUAAGUGCGGCUCAAAGGAUCAAAUGGCUUCAGACAGUAAACCUCAUGUUGUAAUCAGUUUAGGUGGGGAUCACAUUCCCCUUGGUUCUUUUCCUGUGCAUCAGGAUGAUGUAAAGUUAGUUAUUAGAGAUGAUGACGAAAACUCUUCUGGGUGCACUCAACCUAGCACCGCAAUGAAGGCCUUUAGGCCACCACCACGAGUUGGAGAUGGCAGAACAAGUAAUUUAUUAGCAUCCAAAUAUUGGAAAGUAAAUCAUAAUUUGAAGGAUGAGGAACAUUCUAAAACUGAAGCAGAAAUAAGGGCUCUAUACCGCAAUAGGAAAAAUUGUUACAAGCGCCACAGGUCUCAAAAGGAUUAUCCUGUCAAAAAGAGGAAACUUUUUUCCCGUAGUCGAGUAUCUAAUUCUGGUUCACCUAGGAAGGGCUUCAGCAGAGAUGCUUUUGGCUCUUCACGAAUUCAUGGAGCUUCUUUAGCAGGCCAACGUACAUUCUUCCAGUCCAGGGAUUCUCAUGGUAUGAGAGCCUUUGGUGCCACAAUGCCUGGAGCCACAGAGACUUCAGCUUCUGUAUCCAGUCAACAUACAUCCUUCCAAUCCAAGGAUUCUCAUGUGAAGCUUAGUAUCAAGUCAUUCAAGGUUCCGGAGCUUGUCGUUGAGAUUCCAGAAACUGCAACUGUUGGUUCUCUGAAGAGAACAGUAAUGGAGGCAGUGACUGCUAUACUUGGCUGUGGAUUACAUGUUGGUGUACUUCUUCAAGGGAAGAAGAUUAGAGAUGACAACAAAACUCUACAACAGACUGGAAUAUCUCAUGAUAACAAGCCUGAUGCUCUGGGUUUUACCCUGGAGCCUAAUCCUCUGCAAGCUCCAUCAACUCCUUGCCCCAAAGAUCAUUCCUCUCUACUCUCUUGUGGCGGAACUCAACCACUAACAAGGUGCCCGCCCAUUCCAGAUGUAGUUCAUACUGCAAGUGUAGUUCAACAGGGGACUUCUGAUGCCUCAUUAGAUCCUUCAGUGACAAAUUUGGGUGACUUCAUUGAAAAUGCUCAUGAUUCAGCACCCUCCCCUCCUGACAUGUCAAUCGAUAAAAGAACAACUAUUUCCAGAGCAUUGUUUGCCUUUCCAGCAAUGAAUGCCGAGAAAGUGGCUAUAGUUCCCAUGCAGAAAUCCCAGAGAUCUGAGGUUGUGCAACGUCGAGCCCGUAGACCCUUCUCUGUUUCUGAAGUGCAAGCACUGGUUCAAGCUGUUGAAAAGAUUGGAACUGGAAGAUGGCGUGAUGUUAAACUACGAGCUUUUGAUAAUGCAAAACAUCGAACUUAUGUGGAUUUAAAGGACAAGUGGAAAACACUGGUGCACACGGCAAAAAUAUCUCCCCAGCAAAGGAGGGGUGAGCCUGUACCCGAGGAGCUCUUGGAUAGGGUCUUAGCUGCUCACGCUUACUGGUCCCAACAGCCAAAGCAGCCCGAGACCUGCAGCCUUCUCUGAGAACUUAACCAUUGGAGAGGUGGCAGCGCAUGCCGGAAGGAGCUGAAAUGGAUCAGUUAUUAGAGGGCGUAUCUAAUUAAUUUUUCUGUUAGUAUUAUGACUCUGUAAAAAGGUAAUUACAAAGGGGUGAUUAGAGAAAGACAGUGCAUGAAAUUUCUCUGGCGUUUGUGGUGAUUCUUUUCCUGUACGGAGAGGUUAGCCCUUAUAGAUUGUUGAUAAAGUAAGAGCUUGCUAACAGGUUUUUUUUUUGAAGGUUUGGUUGAAGAAGUUGAUUUGGGUAUUGAAGUUCUGUGGUGGUGUUGUAAUUAGUCCGUUAGUGAUUGUUGUAAUCUUCUUUAAAUGCUCGCUUGGAAUCAAUAUCAUGAAUUGGUCGACUCUUUGCAUUUGCCUAACCUCUGAGUUUCAUAAUGCAGUUUAUUUGCAUAAGGAAAUUUAAUUCCAAGAGAGGAAUGUUUUUGCAGCGUGGAAUUUGGAAUUGUAAUUUGUAGAUUUAGAAUAAAUUUUAGUUUAAUUUCCUACAA